CCCCCCCUCCCCCCCUCUCUCUCAAUCGACGAUCGACUAACUCUCUGUCUCUCGCUCUCACUCACGAUGGACUGACUGUAUUUGACGCCGAUCGACGACGGGUAUCUCCUCUUUCACCUCCAACGACCUGUAUUUGACCCCGAUUAGCCCAACUCAGUCGACAGCCCCCCUAUCUCUCUGUGUCCAAGUACAGCGGGAGUCACAGGACAUAUAAUGGAGGCUCAGUUGCAGGAUGAGAUAUCACCCAAUCCACGAGUUAGAGCGACACUGCACCUUGGAUCAGAAACUUAUUCUGUUCAUGUGAAGAAGGGAAUUCUUUCUGAACAAUUGGUUUCAAUGAAGGAGGAGAGCAUGAGCAUCCUGAAGGAGUUCAUCACUAAACACAACGUUCCAAACGAUGACCCUGAUGAGCCAGAUGAAAUUUCCUCAGAAGAUGAUGGUGAAAUCCCUGAGAAGUCUUCUGUGAAGUCAAAGAAGCGAAAAUAGUUUUUCUUACUUUAGGGAUUAAAUUGCACAACAAAACAUUUGUGGUAUCUGAGAAUAUUUGUUAGUCAAUCAUGAGUUGUAGGUAAUAUCUAUGUCUGUUUAGGCAACAUUGCAAGUUCUUGCAAAAUUGUAUUAGAGAAAUACUUCUGAGAAUGUGUUGGUGGUCAUUCUUGCUUCUGGUAUGAUUUCUUCGUACAUCACCUAGCAUUUUGGAAGCCCUUCCCUUGCUUUUGUUUCACCCUUUUAGAUACGUGGCUUUAAUUUUUGCUCUUUCUGUUGAGGCCAGAGCCAUUUUAACCUACUGAGAAGCAGAAGGGGGUAAGGAAAGGUGGGGGAGUGCAAGAGAAAGUGAGAGUUCCACAGGG
Ilex paraguariensis (yerba mate) is the source of this 851-nucleotide messenger RNA. The record is from the annotation of a GenBank genome assembly. Lineage: Eukaryota; Viridiplantae; Streptophyta; Magnoliopsida; Aquifoliales; Aquifoliaceae.